GGUCUUUACCAAUUUCCUCUUCCCUUCCCCUCACCAGUUCUCAAAGUGCCUUCUCGCUGGCAUACUGUACUUUGCGAUUACACUCGCAUUAUUACGAGAUUUCUCGCCGCGUCAAUCUUUAUCAAUUACCCUCUGCUAGGCCGCUAACCACCUUCCUUACCACCUGAACGAUUUACCCCGCGCAUCAUUGAUUGUCAACCGAAAUGGAUCUUGUCAACCACCUCGAGGGAAGACUACUUUUCGCCGUCCCUAAGAAGGGUCGUCUUCAACAAGCUACCUUGGAUCUCCUGGCCGGUGCUGACAUCCAGUUCCGUCGCGAAACCCGCCUGGAUAUCGCCCUGGUAAAGAACUUGCCGAUCGCACUUAUCUUCCUCCCCGCCGCCGAUAUCCCAACUUUCGUGGGCGAAGGGCGUGUGGAUCUGGGUAUCACUGGUCGGGACCAGGUCGCCGAGCACGAUGCGCAGCUGCCUCGUGGUGAGGCUUCCGGCGUUGAAGAGGUUAUGGACCUUGGCUUCGGCGGCUGCAAGUUGCAGGUUCAGGUUCCUGAGAAGGGCGAAAUCACGGACGCCCGCCAGCUGGUCGGCCGCAACGUCGUCACUAGCUUCACUGCCCUCACCGAGGCCUUUUUCGCUAAGCUCGAGGGUGAGAUUGAAGGCAACCUGAAGACCAAGAUCAAGUAUGUCGGCGGCAGUGUUGAGGCUGCCUGCGCUCUGGGUGUGGCUGAUGGUAUCGUCGAUCUGGUUGAAUCCGGUGAGACCAUGAAGGCUGCCGGUCUCAAGGCCAUUGAUACCGUUGUUGAGAGCACAUCCGUUCUGGUCAAGUCCCGGAACACUCAGAAUCCUCUGGUCGAAUUGAUCGCUUCCCGUAUCCGUGGUGUUAUCACCGCUCAGAGAUACGUUCUGUGUCAGUACAACAUCCCUCGCGCGGAAUUGUCAACCGCCUCCAGCAUCACGCCUGGCAAGCGCGCCCCGACGGUGACUGCUCUGGAUCAGGAUGGCUGGGUGGCUGUCAGCGCCAUGGUCGAAAAGAAGAAGAUCGCUACCGUCAUGGACGAGCUGAUCAAGGUUGGCGCCACGGACAUCCUUGUCUUGAACAUCGCCAACUCGAGAGCGGCCUAAAUCAUAUGUCUAUAAACGAGGGCCGCUUCUGUUUCGAUUUUUAGUUUAAACGUUCAUGAUGAUCUUCUUGGUAUUGGGCGUGAUAUAUUUUUCUUUGUUUCAUUUCCUCUUGUAUGAUUACCCAGCAUUUUGUUCCAAAAAUAGAAGGAUUGGGUGCACUUGUCAAACGGUUGCUUCGAAUGUACAGGUUGGUUACUCGUCAGAUACUAUAUAUAUA
Aspergillus saccharolyticus JOP 1030-1 is the source of this 1335-nucleotide messenger RNA. RefSeq names its product ATP phosphoribosyltransferase. Gene Ontology annotation, cellular component: cytoplasm. NCBI's taxonomy places the organism in Eukaryota, Fungi, Ascomycota, Eurotiomycetes, Eurotiales, Aspergillaceae. Gene Ontology annotation, biological process: L-histidine biosynthetic process. The coding region runs from base 204 to 1118 and encodes 304 amino acids. The transcript is spliced from 5 exons. The record is from RefSeq and is a predicted model, not a curated record. Gene Ontology annotation, molecular function: ATP phosphoribosyltransferase activity; magnesium ion binding.